Messenger RNA from Vanrija pseudolonga, 1828 nucleotides. RefSeq names its product putative MFS-type transporterc. NCBI's taxonomy places the organism in Eukaryota, Fungi, Basidiomycota, Tremellomycetes, Trichosporonales, Trichosporonaceae. Gene Ontology annotation, cellular component: membrane. The record is from RefSeq and is a predicted model, not a curated record. The coding region runs from base 116 to 1828 and encodes 570 amino acids. The transcript is spliced from 3 exons. Gene Ontology annotation, biological process: transmembrane transport. Gene Ontology annotation, molecular function: transmembrane transporter activity.
CCCGGCGUCCCCGGCGCCCCCGUCUCUUUAAAGCGCAGCGCGCACCUCCCUCUCCCCCUCUUUUCUAUUCCUCACCACCACCACCUCCUCCUCCCCGCCACCGACUUCCUCCACCAUGGCCAACCACCAGACACCCGACACCAACCACCUCGCGGCACAGCAGACCCCGCCCUCGCCACCCACGGCGACGGCCACGCCGCCCGAGUUCGACGAGAAGGCGAUCAACGAGAAGCACCUCGACGUCAACAACACCCACAAGGAGCUCGACAACCUCCGUUCCGACAACGAGUCGCUCAUCUCCGACACCACCCUCAUCGCCCAGCGCGAGGGCAUCAAGCCCGCCUUCCUCGCCAAGGUCCAGGUGCUCAACAAUGCGCUCGCAGAGAUUGGAAUGGGUCGAUACCAGUACGAGCUGUUCUUCUCGGGCGGCUUUGGUUGGUUCGCGGACAACAUUUGGCUCCAGGGCGUCGCUAUUGUCAUGCCGGCCGUGGCAAACGAGUUCAAGCCCUACCCCCACGUCCGUCUCGCUACUCUUGCUCUCUACGCUGGUCUGAUCUUUGGUGCUGCCUUCUGGGGCUGCUCGGCUGACAUUGUUGGACGUCGCUUCGCCUGGAACGCGACCCUCGUCAUUGGUGGCGUCUUUGGUCUCUGCGUCGGUGCUGCCCCCAACUUUGUCGUCUUCUGCGUCUUCAUCUCGCUCGUCGGCGUCGGCGUCGGAGGCAACCUCCCCGUCGACGGCACAAUGUUCCUCGAGUUCCUGCCCGGCAACAAGCAGUACCUCCUCACGCUGCUGUCCAUCUGGUGGGCUAUCGGCCAGGUCGUCGCUUCCCUGAUCGCCUGGGGCUUUAUCGCCAAGUACGGCUGUGCCGAGCCUCCCAAGGGCGAGUUCUGCUCCAAGGAGUCCAACAUGGGCUGGCGCUACACCUACUACACGCUCGGCGCCAUGAUGAUCUUCCUCUGGGUCCUCCGCUUCUUCGUGAUGCCCGUCUACGAGUCGCCCAAGUUCCUCGCCUCCAAGGGCAAGGACACCGAGGCCGUCGAGGUCAUCCACAAGAUUGCCAAGCGCAACGGCGUCACCGUCAACCUCACCGUCCAGGACCUCCGCGACGCCGCCGCCCCGUACCUCACCGAGGCUGAGCGCAACGGCGAGGUCGACACCAAGUUCACCGUCUGGGAGCUGUUCAAGAACUCGUUUGACGAGCUCAAGGGCGAGCACGUCAAGGCCCUGUUCGUCAACCGCAAGAUUGCCUUUUCGACCUCGCUCAUCGUCUUCUGCUACGCCACGACCGGUAUCGCCUACCCCCUGUACAUGGCCUUCCUCGGCACCUACUACGCCCAGAAGAAUGCCGAGCUUGGCGUCACCAACAUUGACGAGAUCUACCGCUCCUACACGUACCAGGCUGCAUGCGGUGUGCCCGGCUCGAUUGUCGCUGCGCUCAUGGUCGACUGGUCGCGCACGGGUCGUAAGGUGUCCAUGGCUGCCUUCACAAUGGGCACUGGUAUCUUCCUCUUCGCCCUGACCGCCGCCAAGUCGCUCAAGGCCGUCAACGCCCUCACCUGCAUUGCCGCGUUCAUGGAGAACGGUUUCUACGGUGUGCUGUUCGGCUACGCGCCCGAGCUCUUCCCCACCCCGUCGCGCGGUACGGGUGACGCUCUCUGCGCCACGGCCAUGCGUAUCACGGGUAUCUUUGCGCCAGUGAUUGCUGUCUACUCCAAGGCUGCCCUCACCCCCAACGGCCCCAUCUACGCCUCGGCAGGCAUCUUCUGCGCGACGGCUGUGUGCAUGCUCUUCCUGCCCACAGAGACGCGCGGCAAGACUGCGCUCUAA